Messenger RNA from Anoplopoma fimbria (sablefish), 5241 nucleotides. RefSeq names its product ribosomal protein S6 kinase polypeptide 1 (gene rps6kc1). NCBI's taxonomy places the organism in Eukaryota, Metazoa, Chordata, Actinopteri, Perciformes, Anoplopomatidae. Gene Ontology annotation, cellular component: early endosome. The transcript is spliced from 16 exons. Bases 55 to 3435 code for a protein of 1126 amino acids. Gene Ontology annotation, molecular function: phosphatidylinositol binding; protein kinase activity; ATP binding. The record is from RefSeq and is a predicted model, not a curated record. Gene Ontology annotation, biological process: protein phosphorylation.
AUGAAUGUGUAAGGCUAGCCGAGUGGUAGCUUUGGCAAUGUUGUCACUAUCAGAAUGAUAUCGCAGCGGGACAGAGGAGAACUGGCUCGAUUUUAUACUGUCACAGAUCCUAAAAAGCACCUGAAAGGCUACACUGUGUACAAAGUCACCGCGAGGAUAAUCUCCAGGAAGAACCCAGAGGAUGUCCAAGAGAUAACGGUAUGGAAGAGAUACAGUGAUUUCCGGAAGCUUCAUCAGAACCUCUGGCAGUUGCAUAAGAAUGUAUGUAGCCAGUCGGAGCUAUUUCCACCGUUUGCCAAGGCCAAGGUCUUUGGUCGUUUCGAUGACUCAGUAGUUGAAGAAAGAAGACAGUGCUCCGAGGAUCUGCUGCAGUUCUCUGCUAAUAUCCCUGCUCUCUAUAGCAGCCAGCACGUCCAAGAUUUCUUCAAAGGAGGUGAGGUCCACGACGGCUCUGAGCUCAUUGGACCAGCUGAGCCCUUUUCAGACUUCUUGGCAGACAGUUUAUCAGACUGCAGCUCUGACGUUCAAAGAGACAUCAGUGGUGCAGAUGAUUUGACUAUAACAUCUGAGUAUGGAGGCCCGUCCAGUGACAGCGACCUGACCUCCCUGGCUGUGGAUACAGACUCUCUGACUGGUCUUGAUGAUGGCAUGGCCUCAGGCCGCACCUCCCCAAACCAGCCACAGGGGGGAGCCACCAACAUUAGCAGCAGCUGCAGCCCUCGCUUGCCCUCCUUGCACGAUCGCCGCACCCCAUCUCCUGCCCCGGUCCCUGCCUCCUCAGCCCCUAACCCAGAGGUCAGCUGGCCAGGCCGAACGUCACUCUUCUCCGGCAGUCUGAAGAAAUCCAGCGGUGGCAACCCGAAGGACGCUAAGUCAGACUACCUGGACAGAGCCAGUGAGCUCAUCUGUUUGGCUUUACAGAAGGAAAAAGAGCAGGACUUUCAGGCAGCUUUCUCAUGUUAUCGCAGCGGAGUUGACCAGUUGCUGCAAGGAGUGCAAGGUGAGCCCAGUCCCACGCGACGAGAGGCAGUGAAGAAGAAGACUGCAGAGUAUCUGAUGCGUGCAGAACAGAUAUCCAGUCAGCAUCUGAGAAGCAACAUGGGUCAAGGGUCAACGCAGACAGUGGCUUUGGGGGCACAGUGUUGCCCGUCCACCAGCAGAGGAGGCCAGCAGAGUCCAUCUGAGGAGCUGAGAGCAUACAGGGUGUUGGGGGUCAUAGAUAAGGUUCUUUUGGUCAUGGACAAGAGAACACAAGAGACAUUCAUCCUGAAAGGUCUGAGAAAGAGCAGUGACUGUGGGCGGACUAAGCGGACCAUCAUGCCUCACUCUGUGCCCCACAUGGUGCAGCUGAGGAAGUUCAUCGUCUCUGAAGACACAGUUUUUCUUUUGCUGCAGUAUGCUGAAGGGGGGAAGCUGUGGGCUCACAUUGGAAAGUACCUGCGUACUUCCAGCCCAGACGAGAGCUUUGACAUUCCUUUCAUCCAGAAGAGCCACACCGCGGCUGUUCACUCUCCACAACACACGGUACCACAGCUCGAUGUAGAUUCAGCCAGUUCUGGUUCCGGGCCGGUUUCUUUCUCUGCUACUGUAUUAGAGCUCAAGAACAAAGUGGAGAAACUGAUCGCGUCUCCCAGGAAAAGUGUUCUCCCUCCCAGGCUUUUCGAACGAACCGGGGCCCAGUCGGACUCUGGAGCCACCUCGGAGGAAGAGUGCACCAACAGUUAUUUGACACUUUGCAAUGAGUACGAACAAGACAAGGUUGAACCAGAUGCACUAGAAGAGGAGGAGGAGAAGAGCGAACAGGAAAUGCUGUCGCUGGAAGUGCCCGCCGCGACGACCACCACGUCCUCGCGUAGCCGGUCACUGAUGAGCAACGACAGCCUCUCUUCGCCCAUCAGCUCUCAGGAACUCGCCUUUUUCACCGAGUCGUCGGACAAAAGCGGCAACACCCUUGACAAUGAGCAAAGCCGUGGUGAGGGACAGGACCACAGUGAAGUGUUCAGCCCUUUGCCGUCCCCCGCUGUGCCUCUGUCUUUGGAUCAGUCCAAGCACACGCCAAUGGAGUUUUUCCGUAUCGACAGCAAAGACAGUGCAAGCGAGGUGACCUGUCUUGACUCGGGAGAGCAGCGCCCUUCUCUCAAACCGGUCUCCCUCUUUUCUACAUCUGACCUGGGCUCGGAUGUCACUGAGGAUCUCCCAGAGCUGGCUCAGGAGGUCAAGGGCCACAGCUCCGAGCUUUGGGGGUUGGACUGUAGCGAUAAAGGCUCCAACGAGUCAGUGCCGGUCAUCUCAUUUAAAGAGGCAGUAGUGGAGGAUGAGGGUCACCCGCCGGACCUUUUGGUCAACCUGCCUGUGACGGGUGGGACUGUAGACUCUUUACAGGAGGAGUUAGACACCUCGGGGGUGUGUCUUGGCCUCGAGGUCACAGCCUCUCCUCAGAAGUUCAUCCAGCCUGAUGUUCUACAGCUUCACAGCCAGCUUGAGGAAGAGGAGGAGCAGCUGAUGGAGCAGGAGCUUUCAUCUUUAUGUACAGCCUCUGCAACUGGUGACACCAGUGUUGCAUCUUCCUCUCCCUUCAACUCACUAUGGGAUGACUGCAGCUCGGCGUUUGGGCCAGAGGCCUCUGACAAAAUGGUUGUUCACCCUACAUGCCAAAAUAAUUCCCUUCCCCUUGACCUUCCAGUUACUGACUCGCUUAAUGAGAAACCAGAGGCCGGUACAAGAGUAAAUACAGACUUGGUUCCUGACAGCAGUGGCAGAAGCACGGACUCUAUCUCAGCUACAAAUGGGACCGAGGCAUGCACAGCGGUUGAGAGUUUAUUCGGUCUUGAUGGUGAAUCAUCAAGAGUUAUUAGUAAUACAGGUGGCUGCGAAUUUGAUAAAGAAGUAUCGCGGCUGUUUGCAGAGCUGGACGAGCUGUCGUUGGCCGCAUCCCAAGCUCGUAUCCCGGAGGAGUUCGUACGAUGCUGGGCCGUAGAGAUGGUGACGGCCCUGGAUUCUCUGCACCAAGAGGGCAUCGUUUGUCGAGACCUUAACCCCGACAACAUCCUGCUCGACCACCAAGGUCAUAUUCAGCUUACCUACUUUUGUAGCUGGAACGAUGUGGAGGAGUCCUGUGACAAGGAGGCCAUUGCCAAUAUGUACUGUGCUCCAGAGGUGGGAGGAAUCAGUGAGGAGACUGCAGCGUGCGAUUGGUGGAGUUUGGGCGCCGUCCUGUACGAGCUGCUGACAGGCAUGUCUCUGCUGCGGUGCCAUCCAGCAGGAAUUGGUCGCCACACUGCCCUCAACAUCCCCGAGUCUGUUUCAGAGGAGGCCAGAUCUCUGCUGGAGAAGUUGCUCCAGUACAACCCAGUGGAGAGACUGGGGGCAGGUGUGGGAGGCGUGGAUGAUAUCAAAUCCCACCCUUUCUUUGCCAGAGUGAACUGGUCCAAAUAAGACACUGUGCAUUGUGGGACUGCGGAAACCAGAGCUGCAUGCUGGGAGACUGGCUGUCCUGAACGGAUUCCUUUCAGACUGGAAACACACAUAGACAGUGAAAACAGAAUAUGCAUUUUCUGCACACAUCUCACAUUUUCUGUACGGCCCAUUCAGUCCCCAUAUAUCUUUUUUAUGUACGAUAUCUGCCAAGAACCAGUAUUACUUUCCUCGUAAAUUGCUAAUUUCUUUAUCUCAUAGAGGGUUUUACUGUGUAACCUUUAUGGUGCAGGGAACACUUAACAACAUGUGUGGUGCAAUAAUUUAUACAACAAGUUCUGGUACAGAGUGAUGAUCCACUGAUACAUUGUUGCUUUUACACUCCUCAUACAUUAUCAGUAAACCUAAAUGACACUGAAAUAUACUGCAUUUAUUAAGUUAUGUAGGUUACCUAUUCAAAUUGACGCAGACUUGAAGGUGCUAGAUUUGUUAUUCUGAGCAUUAAUAAAUCAGCAAACAACUGUUGUCUAUGUUAAGAUAUAGUGAGCGUUCAUGGACACCACUCUGCACUACGCUCAUACAACCGUGACAUAAAGCUGUCUCAACAAAUUGCAUGUUCGCGGAAGUGUACCACUAACCCUUUGGUUCCACCCUCAGGUAAACACCGUUGGCUCUGUCAGCACUUUUGGCGUCUUUUUGCGCCGUUAGCUUCUAGCCAACUCGACGGUCACCUUGUUGAGAGCCAUUGAGAGGCAAUAGAAAUGCUCCCAAUCCUUUAUUGUACCUUUUUAAGUCAGCUUUCCUAGAAAACACAAGUGCAAUACCCUCUGUUUGUCCACCGAUAACAUAUUCAUUAUUCCUCAGCGAGCCCACUGAGAUUAGCUGUGAGUGAGACAGAUAAGAGUUUAAGAUUUGGUGAUUUGGGUGGUGUUGCUCUGAUCUGAUCUAGGAACAGCUAUACAGCCAACAAGCUGCACACAGAGUUACAAAGAUGGACACUAGAAGAUGAAGUGAAUGAACAAAAUAUUUUGAGGUAGGAGAUGGUUUUGGUGUUGAGUGAAGUAUUAAAUUAAAAGAAUAUUUAAUUAUUUAAUAGAUUAUAGCUAGAACAAGUGUAGAGUUUUUCAGAUAGGAGAGCCUUCUCCCUCCAGAGACAGGCCGUGAGGUCAGUGAGAACAAAAUAAAGGACGAGGCUUCAACCACAAAUUUCAAACCAGCCCUUUUACAGAUUGUAGUUGUUUUUAUGAAUAACAAACAAAACUCUGUACAAUUCCCUACAUUUUCUGCAUGGAAGAAUAUGAUUUAUGUAAUACUAUGACAAUUCUAUCAAACAAUACAUACUGUGUGUCUUGUAAAUACACCUUUUUAAAAGGAUGUUGUGCUGAGUGAAAGGUCCACCCAGGUCUCAAAGCCUUGAUAAUGUCCAAUGUGUCAAUCACUUACUGCCUCCUCAAUCAAAUCCUUUUUAUUUUGAUUGUGUGUUUUAUUUUUGAGCAACACAUUUGCUAACUUUCCAAACACGGAUCUUAAUGGUGAUUUUUGUAAUAUCUACAAUGACGACAUUACAUGGUAAACAUUGCCAUGGUAACAUUAUCAAUUCCUGUAUAAUCAAAGGAGACUUUGGGGGAUUAUUGAAGCAUAUAUCAAAUGCCUAAUGAUACAUUACUCUAUCAAUACACACUUAAUCACUCCACUGUAGAUGCAGCACUGCAUAAUAUAAAUUCCACAUGUUAACCCUUUUUUUAUCACACUUCACAUUUUUUGUUCUCUGUCUGUGCUGUAUGUCAGUACUGGUCUGUCAGAUCACUCUGGAUAACAAUAAACAAA